Molecule: messenger RNA, 1144 nt
Organism: Phaeodactylum tricornutum CCAP 1055/1
Lineage: Eukaryota; Bacillariophyta; Bacillariophyceae; Surirellales; Neidiaceae
Exons: 3
Coding region: 1-1080 (359 amino acids)
Biological process (GO): triglyceride biosynthetic process
Cellular component (GO): endoplasmic reticulum membrane
Molecular function (GO): diacylglycerol O-acyltransferase activity
Source: RefSeq, a predicted model, not a curated record
AUGAAAGAAAGAAGAUCUGGCCUAAAUCCGUCAGGAUCCUCCGUGUAUCCAUUGCACCCUCCUGACAGUCGCGUUCUCGUUCGAGUCCCCUCCGAUAUUUCCUUUCUUGAUCGUCUCAUCGUCGCUGGCAGCAGUAUCUUUAUUGUCGGUUCGCUAGUAUGGGUUCCAUUGACCGCAAGAUGGGUCUACAGGCGGUGGAAGCAAGCUAAAGAUAAACGAAAGCGGGCUUUGUAUGCCUCUCUACUCGUGAUUCUGGCAGUUCUCGUUAUUGGCGGACCCCACCGAUCUCCUCGUGUCGGCAAAUGGCUCCAAGUACGAAAGUGGUCCCUCUUCCAAGCGUGGGUAAAGUUUAUUGCUAUGGAAGUGAUUUUGGAUCAACCGAAAGGCAUUACUAUGGACGUCCAACAAGACAAGGCGAUUUUUGCAUUCGCGCCACAUGGAAUCUUUCCGUUUGCGUUCGCCUUUGGAGUGCUUCCCGAUAUUGCCACACAAUCGUUUGGCUACGUUCGUCCGGUCGUGGCAACCGCCACAAGGUUGUUUCCUGUAGUCCGGGAUUUCAUCUCUUGGGCGAAUCCGGUAGACGCUUCCAAAGAUUCCGUUGAACGUGCUUUAGCAUUGGGCGAUCGCAUUGCUGUAAUACCUGGAGGAAUUGCAGAAAUUUUCGAAGGAUAUCCGAAACCGAACACGCAUCCGGAUGAAGAGUACGCUAUCGUACGGAGUGGAUUUUUGCGUUUGGCAAUAAAACACGGUAUCCCAGUGAUUCCCGUAUACUGUUUCGGCGCUACCAAAAUGUUGAAGCGUCUGGAGCUUCCUGGCCUGGAGCAACUGUCCCUGUUUCUACGCGUGAGCAUUUGCCUCUUUUUUGGAGUCGGCGGGUUGCCCAUCCCUUUCCGACAACGAUUGUCGUACGUAAUGGGACAACCAAUUUUGCCACCCGUAAGGACAACGGGCAGCGAUAUUUCGGACGCACACGUCAAAGAAAUGCAAGAUCGCUUUUGUGCUGAGGUCCAGCGGCUCUUUGAUCGACAUAAGGAAGCUUAUGGUUGGUCCCACAAAACGCUGAAACUAUUGGAACAGUGACGUCGUGUUGCCCAAGAAGUGUGGAUAUGCCUAACGAAGUAGCAUGUGGCAUCUCUAUUGCUAG